GUCCAUGUCGACAAACGAAAAAAUGAGAAAACCUCCCGGGGUUUUUAUCUCAUCUCCAAACCAACAUGCAGACCGUUUUAUCCACUCCAUUUUUCUCUCUCCUCUGCUCAUUUCUUCCUAAACCCUCUUUUGUUUUCCUAAUCAAAUUCCUAAGUUUUCAAUCAAUUGGUAAAUUCUUCAUUUGUCGCCAUUUUAGGGUUUUCAAUUUUCAUGCAUUUGCUGAAGAAUGUGAGAUAUUCUUUCUUCUCUCCCCAAAUUCUGCUCUUUUUCAGCUUGAAUAUCUCAAAUUGAGUUCAAAAAAGUAUUUUAAUUGUUGGGGAAUCUUUGGCUGACAAUGUUGGGAUGUGGUUAUGAGCUCUUCCGUAGUGUUAACUGACAAUUUCAUGGUUUUUAACCCUAGUUUAUGCAGUUCAAUUCACAGGAAAAGUAGCAAUUUUUUGCCCAGUUUUAGGGUUAGGGGAGAUUUUGGAGGGAGGAAUCAGCGGGUUUUAGGGUUAGUGGUUCCGAAUGCGAAGAAGAAAAAGGGGCUUAAUUCGAGGAAGAAGAGCUGGUGGCAGAGGUUUUUCUUUGAGGAAGAUGGGAAUUGGCUUGGUUUAAGGGAGGAGGAUUUGGAGGAGUUUGAGGAGGAGAGUAAAAUUGAAGUUGAGGGUUCUGAUAAGGGAGAGAGGGAUUCAGAGAAGGAGAAAUUCGAGGCGUGGAAGAAUCGAGCCGAGGCACUUAUUGAGUUGAGAGAGGCUCAAGAGGGAAUUAGGAAUGAGGAGAAUAGGAAUUGGGAGGAUUGGCUUGUUUUUGAUGAGGGAAAUGGUGCUGUUAGAAGAGAAUGGGAUUAUCUUGAUGAUGAUGAUGUGAAUGAAUUGAAAGAAGAUGAUGUUGAUGGUGACCCUGAUGAGACAAUGCCUAAGAGGGGGUUAGUGAAGACUCUUGAGAAUUUUGUUCUUGGGAAAGAAGAUGAUGAUUUAUUGUAUGAAGACCAUGUUUUUCAAUUCGCUUCGAGGAAUUCGGCUAAAUUUUUGGCUGUUUUGAUAAUUGUACCAUGGGCAAUGGAUUUUCUUGUGCACGACUACGUUCUUAUGCCUUUCUUAGACAGAUAUGUCAAGACCGUACCACUUGCUGCAGAGUUGCUUGAUGUGCGUAGAUCUCAAAAGCUUGAAAUGGUCAAGGAAUUAAAUUCCGAGAAAGCAAGGCUUCGAUUUGAAGUUGAGAUUGGUAAAGCACCUCCACUUUCUGAGGAGGAGACAUGGUGGGAAUUGCGGCAUAAAGCGCUAGAGUUGCGAGAUGAAUGGAGGUUGAAUAAUCGGAAUGCGUUUGCCAACAUAUGGUCCGAUAUGGUCUUUGGAGUAUCGGUGUUUCUCUUGUUAUACUUCAACCAGAGCAAAGUGGCUUUACUGAAAUUCACAGGAUACAAAAUCAUCAACAACAUUUCAGACGCUGGAAAAGCAUUUCUCAUUAUUCUAAUCACUGAUAUAUUUCUUGGGUAUCAUUCUGAAUCUGGUUGGCAAACCGUGUGUGAAGUCUUUGUUGAGCAUUAUGGACUGGAGGUUGAUCAGUCUACAAUUACAAUAUUUAUAUGCCUGGUACCAGUGAUCAUGGACGCUUGUGUGAAGCUUUGGCUGUUCAAGUUCCUGCCAAGAUUAUCCCCAAAAGUGUUUAAUAUCUUCCAUGAAAUGAAACGUCACUGAAGAGAUUUUUCUUCAAAACAUACAGAAUAAUGUGCUAUGAGCAUUAUCCCCUUCAUAUUCUUUUUCUCUUCUACGGAGGCAUUUGCUAGAGGAGAUCACAUUCCGGAGAUGAAUUUUGAGUGUUGAGUUAUGUAUAGUAUGAUUCUUCAGGUGUUCAAGUCAUAAAUUUUACUACACUCCAUAUUGUUGUAAAGUUCACAAUUUGCUUUUCAUUUUGUCAAGAAAACAUCAAUCUCAAAAUUUUGGAGGAGCACGAGUAAUAUGUUAAUAAAUGAAAUUAGUCGGGAAAUUAUUUUGCAC
Messenger RNA from Chenopodium quinoa (quinoa), 1979 nucleotides. RefSeq names its product chloroplast envelope membrane protein-like. Gene Ontology annotation, cellular component: membrane. The coding region runs from base 351 to 1679 and encodes 442 amino acids. Lineage: Eukaryota; Viridiplantae; Streptophyta; Magnoliopsida; Caryophyllales; Amaranthaceae. The record is from RefSeq and is a predicted model, not a curated record. The transcript has 7 exons.